GCUCGCGCAGGGAAGCGGUGACGCCGCGCAGCGUGUGGGCGUGUCUAGCCGAACCCAGAGCUGCUAGCUCAACUAGCGCUCUUAUGUUUUGAUCUCCCUCUGCCAAAACCUUGGCGUAUUGAAGCUUUCCUUUCGUUUUUUCACCUGGGAUUAUUUGAAGGCACGCCUCGCGGAGGCUUCGCGCAAAGCUCGUGACGCUCUGGGCUGAUGGAUGUGCAGUGACGCGCUCGGACACACGCGCAGCGCUGGAAUAAUCCCCGUAAACCCGUACGAGGACAGUAAUCCCCGGUGGGCCGGCGUGGUUUUCGCGGAAGCAUUAAUGUUGUCUACAGUCACCCCUGACCUGUCUCCAGACACUCCUCGACCCCCAGCAGCCACCGCCGGCCCCCGAGCACACCACAAGCCCAGCGAGGGCCACAGCGGGCAGCCGGAGCGCAGCAGCAUGGAGGUGGGCAUGCGGGUGGUGCGCGGCCUGGACUGGAAGUGGGGGAACCAGGAUGAAGGAGAGGGGCACGUGGGCACGGUGGUGGAGAUCGGCCGGCAGGGCAGCACAACUACACCCGACAAAACUGUGGUGGUGCAGUGGGACAGCGGCACUCGUACAAACUACCGCACGGGAUACCAGAGCGCCUACGACCUGCUGCUGUACGACAACGCUCAGAUCGGUGUCCGACACUCAAACAUCAUCUGUGACAGCUGUAAGAAGCACGGCAUCAUGGGAAUGCGCUGGAAGUGUAAGGUGUGUUUCGACUACGACCUGUGCACUCAGUGCUACAUGAACAACAAGCACGAGCUGACGCACGCCUUCGAGCGCUACGAGACGGCACAUUCACACCCAGUGAGCUUGACACCAAGACAGAACCUGUCCAGAAUCAUCCUGAAGGGAAUCUUCCAGGGGGUGAAGGUGGUCCGGGGGCCCGACUGGGACUGGGGCAACCAAGACGGAGGUGAGGGGAAGGUUGGGAAGGUAGUGGAUAUUCGUGGAUGGGAUCAGGAAUCAGGUCGUAGUGUGGCUAGCGUCACCUGGUCCAGUGGAACCACAAACGUGUACAGAAUGGGCCACAAGGGCAAGGUGGAUCUGAAAUACGUGUCAGAUGUGCAGGGAGGAUACUACUACAAGGAACAUCUGCCCAAAUUAGGCGAGCACGCGGAGCUGCAGCGGCAGGACAGUGCAGACAGUCACUCGUUCCAGCAGGGUGAUAAGGUCAAGUGUCUGCUGGAGGUGGAGAUCCUCAGACAGAUGCAGGAGGGUCACGGCGGCUGGAACCCAAAAAUGGCAGAGUACAUCUCCAGAAUCGGCAGCGUGCACAGGAUAACAGACCGCGGGGACGUGCGCGUCCAGUACAGUAACAACAUCCGCUGGACCUUCCACCCCGGAGCCCUGACCAAGGUGAACACGUUUGCCGUGGGGGAGCUGGUGAAGGUGCUGGACGACAUUGACAGUGUGAAGAGACUCCAGGUGGGCCAUGGAGAGUGGACAGACAGCAUGGCUCCAGCUCUGGGUCAGGUCGGGAAGGUUCUGAAGGUGUAUGCAGACGGUGACCUGCGCGUGGCGUUCGGAGGUCAGACGUGGACCUUUAACCCCGCGUGUCUCUCUGUGCAGCCUGGCGAGGUCGACGCCAAUCUGAUGACGGCUGAGAACACCAGCGAAUCAGGAAGCACGGUCAUUUCAGUCCUGGAGAAGCUGCUCUCUCAGUCCACAGAGCAGGAUCAUCCGGGCCGGCUGGUCAUCGAGGCAGCACACGGGAACACCGUUAAAGUGCGUGAACUGUUGCAGAAAUACCCUGACAAGGUGGAUAUUAAGAACCAGGGAAAGACAGCUCUGCAGGUUGCUGCCCAUCAGGGGCACAUGGAGGUGGUGAAGGUUCUGCUUCAGGCCAACAGCGGCAUUGAAACUAAAGAUGAGGACGGUGAUGCUGCGCUACACUACACAGCGUUCGGGAAUCAGGCAGAAAUCGCACGCUUGCUGCUCAGUAAAGGAGCCAGUGUGAACCUGCUGAAUAACUCCAUGUGUACGGCGCUGCACAUUGCUGUCAAUAAAGGCUUCACAGAUGUGGUGAGAGUGUUAACGGAGCACUUGGCAGACGUCAACCUGCAGGAUUCAUACGGAGAUACGCCCUUACAUGACGCCAUUGCCAAAGACUUCAGGAGCAUCAUUGAGAUUCUGAUUGUGGUGCCCAACAUCGAUUUCACGCAGCAGAACAACCGCGGCUUCAACCUGCUGCACCACGCCGCUCUGAAGGGCAACAAACUAGCGACGGAGAUGAUCUUGGCUCGAGCGCGACAGCUGGCUGACGUUAAGAAGGAAGAUGGUUUCUCUGCUCUGCAUCUGGCCGCCUUGAACAACCACCGGGAUGUAGCUGAGAUCCUUCUCAAAGAGGGUCGCUGUGACAUUAACAUCCGCAACAAUCGCAAUCAGACGCCGCUGCAGCUGGCCGUGACUCAGGGUCACGUGGCUCUAGUGGCCCUGCUGGUGACGGAGGGGGCAGACGUCAAUGCAGAGGAUGAGGAUGGAGACACGGCCAUGCACACGGCCCUCAGCCGCCAGCAGCUGGCCACCGUCAUGAGCAGCGGCGAGGGCGAAGGAGCGGUGCUCUACAGCAGGUUGUGUAGCUCAGGGCUGAUGGGAAACACGGAGCUGAACGUAGGAGCUGCUAUCGCUUGCUUCUUGGCACAGGAAGGGGCCGAUAUCAGUUAUGCCAACCAUAAAGGUAAAAGCCCACUGGACCUGGUUACAGACAGCAGCGUGCAAACUCUCAUCAGGAGCUUCGCAGAAAAACACAGGCUUCAAGCCGUCACGUGUGGCACAGGCAGCAGUAGCAGCAGUCUCAGGCGAGUACACACUACGCCCAACACCAUGACCAACCUGGCCAUGCCCAGCGUGACGGGCCCGAGCGAGUGCCUGAUCUGCUCCGAGCUCGCCCUGCUGGUGCUGUUCUCUCCAUGUCAACACAGCGUGGCCUGCGAGGAAUGUGCUCACAGAAUGAAGAAAUGUAUCCGGUGCCAGGUGACAAUAACAAAGAAAAUUCGACAAGCAGACCAGACGGAGGUGGAGAGCAGCCCCAGCUCAGAGAACUCCGAGAAGCACAACCUGCUGGAGCAGCUGCAGUCUCGCUACAGACAGAUGGAGGAGCGCAUCACCUGCCCCAUCUGCAUCGACAACCACAUCAAGCUGGUGUUCCAGUGCGGACACGCCUCCUGCAUCGACUGCAGCGCCGCGCUCAAGACCUGCCCCAUCUGCAGACAGACCAUCCGCGAGAGGAUCCAGCUGUUCGUCUGACGCUCUCCUGUCUGUCCCGUCCUGAGCCUCAUCAUUCAGCCGCCAGCG
Messenger RNA from Carassius carassius (crucian carp), 3328 nucleotides. It is a transcript of the gene mib2, whose product is annotated as MIB E3 ubiquitin protein ligase 2. The transcript is spliced from 19 exons. Gene Ontology annotation, molecular function: zinc ion binding; protein binding; ubiquitin-protein transferase activity. Bases 212 to 3280 code for a protein of 1022 amino acids. NCBI's taxonomy places the organism in Eukaryota, Metazoa, Chordata, Actinopteri, Cypriniformes, Cyprinidae. Gene Ontology annotation, cellular component: cytoplasm. Gene Ontology annotation, biological process: protein ubiquitination. The record is from RefSeq and is a predicted model, not a curated record.